AUGUUUCCCACAUUCUGCAUCAUGAUGUGUUCAGGAUGUUUCAUCCUGGCCAUGGUUGGACAUUACAUUCCCGGGAUAAUGAUCUCCUACAUCAUAUUGCUGAGUGUGCUGCUGUGGCCUCUGGUGGUUUACCAUGAGCUGAUCCAGAAAAUGUACACCGGACUGGAGCCCAUACUGAUGAAACUCGACUACAGCAUGAAAGGAGACACACAGCACCGCAAAUACGACAAGAGAAAGCUGAAAAAGGAGCAGGAAGAUGGUGAUGAGCCGAGGGCAGAGACCGAGAGCGAGAGCGAGGAGGAGCUGUCGUGUUUCGCCCCUACUGUGGAUGUGAAGACCACGGCUCUGGCGAUGGCCAUCACAGACUCUGAGCUGUCCGAUGAGGAGGCAUCUAUACUGGAGAGUGGAGGAUUCUCUGUGUCCAGAGCCACCACACCACAGCUCACAGACGUCUCUGAAGACCUGGAUCAGCAGAGCGUGCACAGUGAACCGGAGGAGGCGUUCUCUAGAGACCUAGCAGAGUUCCCGUCGGUGGACGAGCUGCCUUCUAUUGAACCGGGUCUGUUCCAUUUCCCGCUGGGCGUUCUCGGGUCUGAGCAGACAGGAGCAUCUGGAUCCGAGCUCCAGGAGGAGCCGCUGUCUCCGGCCAGCCUCCUCAUCCAGCACUUAGCAUCUCCGCUCCACUUUGUCAACACACACUUCAAUGGACACGGACAAGCGGUGGGGGCGGACCAAAGCAUUGUGGGUACUGAAAAAGAGGGAGGGGGAUCGGCUGCGGGCGUUUCGAGACCCGCUCGGUCCCUGGAAGCCCUCAGCGAGGAGAUAGUGAGCACGGCCAUCUCUACCGUAGUACAGAACACUCUCUCAGCCCUGUUGCGGUCUACCGAGGCCAGCGAGGGCUUGUCAAUGGCUUCAUUUCUUCCCACCGAAACACCUCCUUGCCCGAUGGAAAUGCCCCUCGAGUCGCCUUCCACCCAGGAAGCCAGCGCAGAAGAAGAGGACGUCGACGUCACCGAAGCAAGCACCGAAGAGCAACCGGAUGUCACGCUCGUACCCACCGAGGAAGAGGACUUUGAGCUUCUGGACCAAAGCGAACUGGAACAAAUGGAUGAGGGGUUGGGCCUUGGUGUUGAUGGACAGGAAGCGGGCGGGGCUUCCACAGACACGCCCCCAAGCAGUCAGCAGCACGCAGACCAGCAGGAUUCCUAGCUUCGUGUCAUCUAAACUGUUUAUUUUAUUUAUAGUCCUUGUAGAUACCAUAUACUGACAAACGAUUCGUGAAAGGGAAUUUUGCGGUCAGCUAUGCCUUUAUUUUGUUGUUUUCGGGAGUGAGAUCACUGUGAUUGUUGGUGGGCUUUUGUUUCCUGAGCAGGUGAAUGUCCAAAACGUAAAACGUUUGACGCAAAUCCUAAAAGCGAUUAUAAUUUUUUUCUUUUUUUUUUGACA
This is a messenger RNA of Sinocyclocheilus anshuiensis, 1446 nucleotides long. RefSeq names its product protein FAM134A-like. Bases 1 to 1209 code for a protein of 402 amino acids. Gene Ontology annotation, cellular component: membrane. NCBI's taxonomy places the organism in Eukaryota, Metazoa, Chordata, Actinopteri, Cypriniformes, Cyprinidae. The record is from RefSeq and is a predicted model, not a curated record. The transcript has 6 exons.